Pseudozyma hubeiensis SY62 is the source of this 831-nucleotide messenger RNA. RefSeq names its product predicted short chain dehydrogenase. The record is from RefSeq and is a predicted model, not a curated record. The coding region runs from base 1 to 831 and encodes 276 amino acids. Lineage: Eukaryota; Fungi; Basidiomycota; Ustilaginomycetes; Ustilaginales; Ustilaginaceae. The transcript is spliced from 2 exons.
AUGGCACCCAACGUCGCCAUCAUCCAAGGCACCGGUAGUGGUAUCGGUGCCCAGGUCGCCAAGCAGUACCUCUCGCGCACCGGCCUUCAAGUGGUAGCGCUCUCUCGCGAUGCCUCUCGAGCCAAGAACGCCAUCCUCUCCGGCGAUUUGAAGCUAGACGAAUCCCGUUUGCACACGAUCUCGCUCGACAUCAAGUCCGAAGAGUCCUACCAUGCCGCUGCUAAAGAAAUCACUUCUCGAUUCGGCGAUUCUUGCCUCAAAACGCUCUGGAACAUCAACGGUAUCCUCCACGCUGAAAAGAACCUUUCGCAGAUCUCGCUCGAUCACCUGCAAGAGACUUUUGCCGUCAACACCUUCUCCCACCUUUUGGGAUUCAAGCAUUUCGUCCCGCUGAUUCCUCGUGGCUCGGAAGCCAAAAAGAUCCAAGAGGGCAGUGCGGAGAACCUCGCUGAAGGCGUGCUUCCAGGAGACCUCAGCGUGGUUGCCAGUCUGAGCGCCAAAGUCGGAAGCAUCGCCGACAACCAAAAGGGCGGAUGGUACAGCUACAGGUCAUCCAAGGCGGCGGUGAAUCAGCUCAUCAAGACGUUGAGCAAGGAGUUGGAGUUGCGCUCUGUGCCAGCUAUUGCGGUUGGUCUCCACCCGGGUACCGUGAGGAGCAAUUUGAGCAAGGAUUUCACGGGCGGAGAGGGAAGCGACCAGCCGCUAGACAAGAGUAAGGGCCAAUUUGAGGCGAGCGAGGCGGCCAAGAAUCUGGUCGACGUGGUCAGUGGGUUGAAGAAAGGUGACAACGGCACAUUCAGGGAUUACAAGAAUGAAACGCUGCCGUGGUAG